AUGGAAAAGGUGAUAGAGAACAAAGGGUUAGUUAACCUCUUGUUUGAUCCUGCUACAGAUUUCCAUACUUACACAAUCAUGUGGAACCAUCUUCAUAUUGUGUUUUAUGUUGAUGAAGUGCCGAUCAGAGUGUAUAAGAACACUGAAGCAAGAAAUAUCCCAUACCCAAAAAUGCAGCCUAUGGGGGUGUAUUCAACACUGUGGGAAGCCGAUGAUUGGGCAACAAGGGGAGGCCUAGAGAAAAUUGAUUGGAGCAAAGCUCCUUUCUUAGCUUACUACAAGGACUUUGACAUCGAAGGGUGUCCGGUUCCAGGGCCAGAAAACUGUGCCACCAACGCCAGAAACUGGUGGGAAGGCACUGCUUAUCAAGCUCUGAAUGCCAUGGAAGCUACGAGAUACAGGUGGGUUCGAAUGAACCACAUGAUCUACGAUUACUGCACUGACAAGUCGCGGUACCUGGUUACUCCACCGGAGUGCAUGGCCUGCAUCUGAAACACCAUCUAAAGUUUCCUUAUCCAACUCAACUGUCCAGAAUAUAUGAUAUAUCACGUCAUACUUGACGUAUAUGUU
Hibiscus syriacus is the source of this 570-nucleotide messenger RNA. RefSeq names its product probable xyloglucan endotransglucosylase/hydrolase protein 6. The record is from RefSeq and is a predicted model, not a curated record. The transcript is spliced from 2 exons. Bases 1 to 492 code for a protein of 163 amino acids. Lineage: Eukaryota; Viridiplantae; Streptophyta; Magnoliopsida; Malvales; Malvaceae. Gene Ontology annotation, cellular component: cell wall; apoplast. Gene Ontology annotation, biological process: glucan metabolic process. Gene Ontology annotation, molecular function: xyloglucan:xyloglucosyl transferase activity; hydrolase activity, hydrolyzing O-glycosyl compounds.